Molecule: messenger RNA, 2316 nt
Organism: Cucurbita maxima (winter squash)
Lineage: Eukaryota; Viridiplantae; Streptophyta; Magnoliopsida; Cucurbitales; Cucurbitaceae
Product: DEAD-box ATP-dependent RNA helicase 39
Exons: 9
Coding region: 129-2012 (627 amino acids)
Molecular function (GO): nucleic acid binding; ATP binding; RNA helicase activity
Source: RefSeq, a predicted model, not a curated record
AUGGAUUCAAUCCCAUAGUGGAUUUGGUUUGCAGCACCUGAAAAAUGGGAGAGCAAAUGAAGCAUUGAGGCAGCCCAAAACCUCCAUUUCUGCGCCACACCUCAUCUCUGCCAUUCAGUUUACCCGCCAUGGGAGGCACAGGAAGAACUCUGCUCUCUCUUUCAGUCUCAACAAAUCUGUUAAUCAGUGCUCGUGUUUCACCGCCCAAGUGUCUGUCGCUCCUCAAAAUACCGAAACCCAUAAGAAAUUUCUCAGGAUUUAGGCCUCUUUGCUCCGCUACCAGCGCCACGACCAACGCAGAAUCUACGGAAACAACUCAGGCGAUUGAACCGUUGAAGCACUCUAUUUUGCUUGAGCGGCUCAGGACUAGGCAUCUCAAUGAAUCUGCUUCUAAAACUAAGCCAGUUGUGGGAAGCGGUGAGGAGAAAAUGAAGAAGCCAGAAAAGAAGAAGAAAUUGGUUGAAAGUUUUGAAGAAUUGGGUUUGAAUGAGGAGGUGAUGGGGGCUCUGAGGGAGAUGAACAUUGAGGUUCCGACUGAGAUUCAGAGCAUUGGAAUCCCGGCUGUUUUGGAAGGGAAGAGUGUGAUUUUGGGUUCUCAUACUGGGUCUGGUAAAACUCUGGCUUACUUGCUACCCCUUGUCCAGUUGCUGAGGCGGGAUGAAGAACUGUUUGGCAAGUUAAUGAAGCCUAGGCGUCCUCGAGCAGUCGUGCUAUGUCCCACGAGGGAAUUAUCUGAACAGGUGUUUCGCGUGUCGAAAUCUAUCAGUCAUCAUGCGCGAUUUAGGUCUACCAUGGUAAGUGGUGGUGGUCGGAUCAGGCCACAAGAGGACUCGUUAAGUAAUCCAAUAGACAUGGUGGUGGGAACUCCUGGCAGAGUUCUUCAACAUAUUGACGCAGGCAACAUGGUGUAUGGUGACAUCAAAUACUUGGUGCUGGAUGAGGCAGACACCAUGUUUGAUCACGGAUUUGGACCCGACAUUCGUAAGUUUAUUGGCCCAUUAAAGCAUCGUGCCUCGUCACAUGAUGGCCAAGGAUUUCAAACAAUAUUGAUCACUGCAACAAUGACAAAGGCAGUUCAAAAGCUGAUUGAUGAGGAGUUUCAAGGCAUUGUGCAUUUACGCACAUCAACUUUGCAUAAAAAGAUCGCAUCCGCUCGUCAUGAUUUCAUCAAGCUUUCAGGUUCUGAAAAUAAGAUGGAAGCUUUAUUGCAGGUUCUUGAACCAAGUUUGGCAAAAGGAAACAGGGUAAUGGUGUUCUGUAACACUUUAAAUUCCAGCCGUGCCGUGGAUCAUUUUCUCGGUGAAAAUCAAAUUUCUACAGUCAAUUACCACGGAGAGGUGCCUGCACAGCAGCGAGUCGAGAAUCUCAAGAAGUUCAAGAGCGAUGAUGCUGAUUGUCCGACGUUAGUCUGCACGGACUUGGCCGCUAGGGGCUUGGAUUUGGAUGUGGAUCAUGUCAUUAUGUUUGAUUUUCCUUCGAAUUCUAUCGAUUACCUUCAUCGCACGGGAAGAACAGCUCGUAUGGGUGCAAAAGGAAAUGUGACAAGCCUGGUUACUAAAAAGGAUCAUAUUUUGGCCACUCGCAUCGAGGAAGCAAUCCGAAAAAACGAGAGCUUAGAAUCUCUCACAGCAGAUAACGUGCGGAGAGACAUCGCACGGGAUCGUAUGAUAACCGAGCAGAAAAUGAAAAAUGAAAAAUUGGUUAAGGUUUCAAAGGAGAGAACCAGAGCUAAAUCAUCAACAUCAGCAGCAAAACCUUCAAGUGUCCAUUCAAAAGAUGAAUCUGGAAAAGCUUCAUCUCCAGUAAAGACUCAGAAGUCCGGUGUUCGAGUUUCUAAGUUAACAAAACCGUCGAGGAAUGUCCCCAGAAAGCCGUCUUCCGAACCGAAGAAGCAGGUGACGAGCAGAAGGCAGUCCAGAAAUGGCAUCAAACCUUCAGGUCAGAAACUAAAUGUAGUUGGGUUUAGAGGGAGAAGCAGCCAGUCUGAUAAGAGAAGAUCAGUAUCCGGUUAAGUGGAAGACAGGUUUUAGAUGAGAGUUUAACAUAGUUUUAUAAACUUUUCAUGUAAUUUUUUUGUCUUAGUUCUUCAUUUGAAAUGGCUUGAUGAGUAUAAGGAAGUGUAAUUUUGCUGUUAAAGUGUAUGUUUUAUAAGUGAAACUUCUUGAGAAGGAACAAAUUAGUGCCAACCUUUAUCAAGCCUCUCUUUUUAUGUGUCUACGAGGGAUAAAAGAGUACACAUCGGGGCCCUUUUAUCAUACGUGGUACGGAAAUGAACAUAGUUUUACAUCGAUUGAAAUAGACAAAAACUUUUGUUGA